AUGGACGCAUUCAAGAAAGCAGGCCAAAACCACCUCUUCGCCAACUUCGACGCCCUUUCCUUGGACGAACAAAAACACCUCCAGAAACAGCUUUUGGCCAUUGAUGAUCCACAAAAGCUUGUUCUGACGGUUGAACAGGCUAUCCAGUAUUCCAAAGGUGCUGGUGAAAAAUCGUUUGCUCAGCUUCCUCAUGAACUGACUUCGUCCACCAUUGAACAGACAAAGGAGCAUUUGGACCGCUGGUUCGAUAUUGGCUUGGAGGCGCUUGCCAGGAACGAAAUCCAGGCGGAAAAGAUCUUGAAGGUGCAGCAGUUGGCCAAGGAGAAGUACCCUGAGCUGGAACCUAAGGUGCAGUGGUACAUUAUGACUUCUGGACCUACGAGAGAGGCUACCGAGAAGCACUUUGAGAAGAUGGAGCAUUUCGGGUUGCAGAGCGACCAGAUCACGUUCUUCAACCAGGGCACGUUGCCGUGCUUCUCUUUGGACGGGUCGAAGAUCUUGAUGAACUCGAGAUCGUCGAUUUGCGAGUCUCCAGAUGGAAACGGCGGUCUUUAUAAGGCCAUCAUCAAGGCUCGUCUUUUGGACGAUUUCCACGCUAAGAAAAUCAAGCAUAUUCACAUGUACUGUGUGGAUAACAGUCUUGUCAAGGUUGCCGACCCGUUGUUCUUGGGUUUCGCCAUUGAGCGUGAUUUCCUGUUGGCCACCAAGGCCGUGAGAAAGAGAGACGCCGCUGAGCUGGUGGGGCUUAUUGUUUUGGAAGAACAGAGCCAGAGACCGUGUGUGAUUGAGUACAGUGAGAUUUCCAAGGAUUUGACCGAAAAGCCCGAUCCUAAGGACUCUUCCAAGUUGUACUUGCGUGCUGCCAACAUUGUGAACCACUACUACUCGGUCGGUUUGCUUGAAGAGAUGUUGGACGAGUGGACUUCGUCCCAGGAGCACUUGCCGUUCCAUAUUGCCAAGAAGAAGAUUCCUUCUAUUGAUUUGAAAACGGGCGAGUUUGUCAAGCCAGAAGAACCCAACGGUGUGAAAUUGGAGCAGUUUAUUUUCGAUGUGUUCCCUUCGGUCAAUUUGGACAAGUUUGGAUGCUUGGAGGUGGAAAGAGCCGAGGAGUUCAGUCCGUUGAAGAACAACACCUCUGCUGCCAACGACAAUGCUCUCACAUGCAAGAAGCAUUUCCUCGAGUUGGGCACCAAGUGGGUCAGAGAGAACGGCGGUAUCGUUCCUGAAGGUGCCUUUGUGGAGGUUUCUGGGUUGACCAGUUACCACGGAGAGCACUUGGAGUUCGUCAAGGGCAAGGAGUUCAAGGACGGCGACCAGAUUUAG
Candidozyma haemuli is the source of this 1323-nucleotide messenger RNA. RefSeq names its product UDP-N-acetylglucosamine diphosphorylase (gene UAP1). The transcript has 2 exons. The coding region runs from base 1 to 1323 and encodes 440 amino acids. Gene Ontology annotation, molecular function: UDP-N-acetylglucosamine diphosphorylase activity. NCBI's taxonomy places the organism in Eukaryota, Fungi, Ascomycota, Pichiomycetes, Serinales, Metschnikowiaceae. The record is from RefSeq and is a predicted model, not a curated record. Gene Ontology annotation, biological process: UDP-N-acetylglucosamine biosynthetic process.